Molecule: messenger RNA, 933 nt
Organism: Calliphora vicina (urban bluebottle blowfly)
Lineage: Eukaryota; Metazoa; Arthropoda; Insecta; Diptera; Calliphoridae
Product: speckle-type POZ protein-like
Exons: 2
Coding region: 16-918 (300 amino acids)
Biological process (GO): regulation of proteolysis; proteasome-mediated ubiquitin-dependent protein catabolic process
Cellular component (GO): cytoplasm
Molecular function (GO): ubiquitin protein ligase binding
Source: RefSeq, a predicted model, not a curated record
GCAUUGAGUAGCAAAAUGUCGACUAGUAAUAUCAUGGACUGGUGUGACACGGAGAUUAAAAUUACACCAUUUUCUUUUAAAUGGACCAUUAAAGGAUUUAAUCCUUACAGUAGACAUAAUUUAAAAUCCGGCGAGUUUGUUGGUAAUGAUGCAUAUGACACUGAAGGAAGAAAAGCAGUUUCAAUUAAGAAAAAUAUAGAUGGCUACGAAUACCCCCCUCAUGGUGAUAAUUUAAUUCGAAGAGACGUAAUUUUUGCUAAAUCAUGCAAGUUAUAUCCUAAAAAUGUCUUAACAAUAUUAUGUGAAAUUCAUGUUAAAAGUAGAGUUGUAACAACUAUGAAAUCACAAUGUCUUUCUGACAAAAUGGCUCAAGAAACCAAAAGUACGUUGCGUGAUGAUUUGCACAAUCUUAUUCAAAAGAAGAAAUUUUGUGAUGUUAUAAUAAAGACAAAGGAUGAUAAAGAAAUCCAGGCUCAUAAAAUUGUAUUGGCGGCUCGUAGUGAGGUUUUUGCUGCCAUGUUUGAGCAUAAAAUGAAAGAGAAUGAAGAUAAUUGUGUCAAUAUAGAAGAUUUUGAUAGUGACGUAUGUGAGGAAAUGCUGCGCUAUAUUUACACCGGUAAAGUCCCAAAACUAGAUGAAAUGUGGGAUGAACUGUUAGCUGUAGCUGAUAAGUAUAAUUUGAAUGGCCUCAAAACUAUAUGUGAGCAAAAGCUGACCUCCGAUCUGUCGAUGGAAAAUGCAGCUAAAAAGUUAGUUUUAAUAGAUCGUUAUGGAUUUAGAAAGUUGAAAGAUCAAACUAUACAACUAUUAAAUGAAAAUGCCAAAGAGUUCAUUAAAUCUGCUGAGUUUGAAGAACUGCAUAGAAAUUUUCCGAAUUUAUUAAAAGAAUUAUAUAUUUCAGCUGUAACAAAAAAAUAAAUUUCAAUAAAUCGU